Naegleria gruberi is the source of this 1221-nucleotide messenger RNA. RefSeq lists its product as uncharacterized. Lineage: Eukaryota; Heterolobosea; Eutetramitea; Acrasida; Naegleriidae. The transcript has a single exon. The record is from RefSeq and is a predicted model, not a curated record. The coding region runs from base 1 to 1221 and encodes 406 amino acids.
AUGAUCAAACAACAAGCGCUUUUCUUCCUGUCAGUAAUCAUCCUGGUGCUGACUUUCAUGCAAACAACAAAUUGUGAAAUCUUUUCAGUGCCAUUCAAUGUCACAGUUGGAUAUCCUUUCAAAUGGAGAACAGAAUCAUUCACCGAUAUUGGAUAUACCUUUCUAACUGAAAAGACAUCUGGAGUUGCUGUUUAUACAGACCUUUCAGAUUCUACUGAUUUUAACAGCUAUUCGAUUCCUUCCAAUUUGAAAGGAUAUGAUUUGUUUGGAGUUUUCCAAAUUGACAUGCAAAAAGUUAUUACUCCACAAGGUGGUGGUGCAUCCUUCUCCUUUACACAUUUCUUUUCUUUUGGCAUUUUGAAUGUGAAUCCAAAAGAGUUGUGUCUUGUUGGUGUGGACAAGGACACGAAGAAGUUUCUUCCAAUUGACUUUACAACAGAUUCAACACAAUUCACUCAAACAAUCACUCUUCCUAUCGAAACAAAAGUUUAUACAAUGGCCAUUUUGGGUUUAGAAAGAGAAAUUCCUGCAUCAUUUGGAGUUUCUACUUUGGUCAACUAUCGUGCCUCUCUCAAAUAUGAAAUUCACAAGGAUUUGAAUCAAUAUUUGAGUGCUUUCAUUAAUAGACCUCUCACAUAUCCUUCCCAUGAAUAUAUUGCUCAAUUGGUUGACAAUCAAAUUGCCCUUCCCUCAAAUCAAUUAAUUGAAAUUGCUUCCUUCUCAUUCAAUCCAAUGUUUGCUCAAAGUUAUCAGGGAAGAAUGGUCAUUAAUGAUUUCAUGUUUAGUUUUGAUCUUUCUAAAGGAUUUGUCGAUAGAAAUGGAAAGCAAGUUGAGAUUGAUUUUGAAUCUCUUCAAUGUUUGUACAUUGUCGAUGAAAAACAAGGUUUCGUCCAAAGACCUCGCUCAGAUGUCUUUCCUACUUGGCAAAAACUGGCGUGCUCUCCAGGAAUUGGACAGAACGACUUUUAUCCAAAGUACAUGACCAUUGUUGCCAAUCGUAAAUCAGCACCUACACCUGUACCAUCCAAAAGUUCAAUUCCUCAACCAUUGGUUUCAAAAUCCAGCUCAGAACCAAUACAUCCUUCAUUCUCCAAGGGUGUUUCUGGGUCCACUAAUCCACAAAAUAGUUUCCAUCCUCGAAAUAAUAAUCAAGCAAAGACUGUAGUCAAUACUGUAUUGGUUGCAUUGAUGAUUAUUUUGAGUUCCUUAUUAGUUGUUUAA